Messenger RNA from Erinaceus europaeus (western European hedgehog), 2491 nucleotides. RefSeq names its product ADP ribosylation factor like GTPase 8B (gene ARL8B). Bases 127 to 711 code for a protein of 194 amino acids. Gene Ontology annotation, biological process: protein transport; anterograde axonal transport. Gene Ontology annotation, cellular component: lysosomal membrane. Gene Ontology annotation, molecular function: GTP binding; GTPase activity. Lineage: Eukaryota; Metazoa; Chordata; Mammalia; Eulipotyphla; Erinaceidae. The record is from RefSeq and is a predicted model, not a curated record. The transcript is spliced from 7 exons.
CCUGGCUCGGCCGCCGCCGCCGCCGCCGCCGCCGCCGCCGCAGCCGCCGCCCGCUGAGUCCGCUCGCCGCGUCCGCCGGCUGCGCAGCCGUUGGGGUCGGCCCGGCCGCCCGGGGACGCCGCCGCCAUGCUGGCGCUCAUCUCCCGCCUGCUCGACUGGUUCCGCUCGCUCUUCUGGAAGGAGGAGAUGGAGCUGACCCUCGUGGGGCUGCAGUACUCGGGCAAGACCACCUUCGUCAACGUCAUCGCGUCAGGUCAGUUCAGUGAAGACAUGAUCCCCACGGUGGGCUUCAACAUGAGGAAAGUAACGAAGGGGAACGUCACCAUAAAGAUCUGGGACAUAGGAGGCCAGCCCCGGUUCCGGAGCAUGUGGGAACGGUACUGCCGAGGAGUCAAUGCAAUUGUUUACAUGGUAGACGCUGCCGAUCGUGAAAAGAUAGAAGCAUCUCGAAACGAACUGCACAACCUUCUAGAUAAGCCCCAGCUGCAGGGAAUCCCAGUGCUAGUACUUGGAAACAAGAGAGAUCUUCCUAACGCCUUGGAUGAGAAACAGCUAAUUGAAAAAAUGAACCUGUCGGCUAUUCAAGAUAGAGAAAUUUGCUGCUAUUCAAUUUCUUGCAAAGAAAAGGAUAAUAUAGUUCUCUCACAAAGAGACACGUGGCAUCCACGUGCCUUCCACCUGUCCUCCACAGCCAGUGCGACCUCUCCUUAGCCAGCGUCACCCCAGGACAGCGUUUCCACAUCAGGUCACCUGCUGGUGUUCCAGGCACUGUGAGUUUUCAGGAACCACUACAGAAUGUAACUCACCAUCCUUAGAGAAGUGUGCUUUUCUCACUCCUGUCCCUUAGCUGAUUUAGUAAGGGACUAUUUAAAAAGUGUAACAGAGGGAGUCGGGUGGUAGCACAGCGGGUUAAGUGCAUGUGGUACAAAGCGCAAGGGCCGGCUUAAGGAUCCCGGUUCAAGCCCCCGGCUCCCCACCUAUAGGGAAGUCACUUCACAGGCGGUGAAGCAGAUCUGCAGGUGUCUCUCUGUCUUCCUUUCCUCUCUCCAUUUCUCUCUGUCCCAUCUAACAACGACAUCAAUAGCAACAACAGUAACUACAACAACAAUUAAAGUGUAACAGAAUAAAAUGCAACCAGUAAUGCCGGCCUCUUGUGUCUAGGAGGCUACCCUGCUAUUUUUUCUUUAGUCUUCUCUGUGUUGGUUCCAUCAGGUUUAUCUCUGCCUUAGCCCCUAGCCCUCAGACACACUCUGCUGGGCUCCGAGCCUUCGCAGGUUUAGCUGGUGCUGUGCUUCCUUGAAAGGUCACAGGAGCCCGACUGAGAGCCCACCAGCCCCUCACCAGUCCAUGGGCCCCACUCUCAGUCCCCUUGCUGACCUGGUUCUGUGGGCAGAGUCUCAGGGCUUAUGUCCUUUUCUUCUGUGCCCUGGCUGUGAGUGCCACCCCCAGGGCUGAGUGCCACCACCCAGUAUUUGACCUUCUCCUUGGGUUUACUUUGCUCUGCAGCUGAAUUUGGAACCUUUUUCCUUUUAUCCCUUGUCAGCAGCUGCUUGAGACACAGGCGCACAGGGUCCCAGAAAGAGGCCCCAGAAAGCACUGCCAGCCGGGCUCUGAUGCCUGUCCCCAUGCUGUUGGGUAACCUCAGGCCUCUUCUCCCUUUGUCUUCUGCUGAGAGACUCUGUCCAUGCCGCACUCUACACAGACCUCUGUCACCUUGUUGAGUCUCCUAAAAUGAGCUAAUAGCACACCCUGCUGACAGUUCUUCCCACUAAGGAUGGUAGAGUCCAGACCCCCAGCGUCCUGGCUUACACACAGCACCCUCCGGCUCCCUCUGGCCCUGCACAGUUCAGGGGGAAAAGCCGCUUCCCAGGAGACACUGGGGUGGCAUCUGUCUGUCCUGCCUGAGGGUGGCAGGUGGCAUGGUGGCCGGCCGACGUCAGGGGGGCUGUGCUUCUGUGUGUCUGCACUUCUCAGGCCUGCGGCGCUGGGGGUGCCCCACUGCUCUCCACAGAGUUCUUGCGUCUCCCCCUCUUGUCUGGGGCAGACAGGGGCUCCCCAGCUGUCCUCCCUGGCCCUUACACAGAGUGCCUGGUCUUAUGGCAGUGAGCAGAGUUUUGAAUGAUCGGGUGUACAGACCAGGGGCAGGGGAUACAGCACAGUGGUUCUGCAAAAAAACUGGGGUGCCUGAGGCUCUGAGCUCCUGAGUUUAGUCCCCAGUACCACCCCAUAAGCUAGAACUGCACAGUGCUCUGACUCAGUAUCUCUCAAAGAAAGGAAAAACAAUUUAAAGUAGAAGGUGCCCCAGGGGGCGCAGCGGGUUAUAUGCACAUUGUUCGAAGCCGUGUACCUGCACAAGGAUCCAGCUUGAGCGCCUGGCUCCCCACCUGCAGGGGGUCUCUUCGUAAAUGGUGAAGCAGCUCUGCAGGUGUCUCUCACCCUCUACCUCCCCAUCUCCCCCUCCCCCCUCAAAUUUCUCUCUGUCCUGUCCAAA